UGGAAUCUAAAAUGGGGGCGACCUCGGAGAGUGGAAAGGGCGGCCGCUGGCCCGCUCGCGGAUUGGUGGCGUCGGCCGUUUUUUUCAAAGGACACUCUGCCGUGAUUGGUCAAGAAGUCAAACGGGACCCCGCGCAGGUAGAACUAGGGGGCGGGCGCGGGGGCCAGAAGUGGUUACCGGGGCAACUGAGCGACGCAGACCUAGCCUCCGUCCGUUUGCGGAGCCUAGGAGCCGAGCGAGCUGCCAGGUGGCUGGACCAGAAAAUGGACUCAGAAAAUAUGGAAUCUGAUUGUGUAGAAAUGGAGAGUAUGGAGACGGAAAACAGUGAAUUGGAAAGCUUGGAAUCUGAAACAAUCUCAUCAGUUUCUGCACUACAAGCACUCUCUAAAUUGCUGUUUCCAGAAGAUGAAGAGGACGAGUUCUAUGCUGGACAGCCAUCACAUUCCAUUUCAUCAGGAAAUAUGAAUCCAGGACACAUUGGGGCACACCAAACUGAAGAAAUUAAAGUUUUCUCUGAAAGCAACAACAAUACUGUUGAGGAGAUCUGGAAUCCAGAUGAAAUUCCAGAGAAAGUAGACUUUGAUGAUUUUGGGGAUGGCAGAGAAAUGCCUGAGUAUGAGAUUCUAUUUAAGCAACAGGUGGGAACUGAAGAUGUGUUCCUUGGAUUGACCAGGAAGGAUUCAUCAACAGCCUGUUGUGAAGAUCUUGUGGUGAAAAUUAAACUGCCAGAAACAAACACUUCAGAUAUUAUCAUUGAUAUUCAGGAAACUACCCUUGAUCUUCGCACUCCUGAUAAGAAGCUGUUGGUAACACUUCCUCAUCCUGUGGAAUGUAAUUCUGCAAAAGCAGUCUACGUCCUCGAAGAUGGCACCCUUGAAGUGACCAUGACCAUGAAAAGAGAGUUAGACUUUGUGAAUUUCUUCUAAUAGUGCCUAGAUAAGGAGAAAAGCCAUAAAAGGCACUAAUAAAUUGGAAAAAAGAAAAAUGUGGUUAAUGUUUCCUAUCCUCUCUUUAUUAUUUUGACAUACUUCAGAAAGAACCUAAAUUGAAUUCUAGAGAUAGUCUAACCAUUUACAGUUAUUUCCAUUGCUUUAGUGGGAAAUUUGUUUUCUCCAAUAAGAUAUUCCAUUUUUAUAGUGAUAGCUGGAUGGA
This is a messenger RNA of Sorex araneus (European shrew), 1152 nucleotides long. It is a transcript of the gene DNAAF6, whose product is annotated as dynein axonemal assembly factor 6. Gene Ontology annotation, molecular function: dynein intermediate chain binding; protein-folding chaperone binding. The coding region runs from base 12 to 926 and encodes 304 amino acids. The record is from RefSeq and is a predicted model, not a curated record. NCBI's taxonomy places the organism in Eukaryota, Metazoa, Chordata, Mammalia, Eulipotyphla, Soricidae. Gene Ontology annotation, biological process: flagellated sperm motility; axonemal dynein complex assembly. Gene Ontology annotation, cellular component: cytoplasm. The transcript is spliced from 7 exons.